ACCAGAAGCCAUUUCAAACGCAGCACUUCACCGAUAUGAGUAGUGUGUCUAAAAUGGACGUGGGUUCCGCACUGUAACCCAUCUGGCUGUAUAAUCUCUGCCGAUAUUCUAACAAGUGUUUCCAGUUCAUUUAUGAUACUUUCUCUGAGAGUCGCAUGACAAUUACGUCAUGUGGAAUGCAUGAACUCCGGUGGUGGAUAUGUAGAACUUGAUACUAUCGUUUAAAGAAAAUGUCAUUUUUAUUUUGUUGUUGUUCAUCUUGCCUGUCCACAGAUGAAUAUGCGCGAAGCAGCGAAGAGAAGCAUUGAGUUGGUGGCAGAGCCAGGUGGAGUGGAGAGACAGCCCCUUCUUCAGGCAGAAUCCGCCAGACUGUUCCGGGCCCCAGCGCAAGCAGAAGCCAAGCAGAAAGGGAAAAUCCUGGCAAAGCUGGUGGGAAUCUCUGAGCUGGAUCAGCACUUUGCAGACGUUGCUGACACAUUUAACCAGCAGCAGGAACAUUAUGAGACCAUGAUUGAAACUUGGCGGUUACUGAGAGACAGCUAUGGCUGUUCCCAUAGAAACGGCCUGUCAGACUGCCUUCAGAGAAUGAGGGAGGAACACAGUGGGGCCCAGCUGGGCCUGCAGAUGAGGGGCUAUGACCUGAGCCUGGCAGUGGCGGGACCCCUGGGGGCGCGGCUGCAGCAGGCCCAGGAGCAGGUGGGCGUGUUGGGUCAGGCAGCGAAGGCUGUGGUGGCGGCGGGGCCCAGGCUGCAGGGCAUGAUGGGAUGGGUUCUGCAGCAAGAGGACCAGCUCCUGCAGCGCGUCAGGGAGGCUAGCCCCAGCUACCCGGAGCAGCUGCGUGUGCAGGCCAACCUGCGGGAGAAUCUGCAGACCCUGCGGCAGGCGGGGGACCUGUCUGUCCGCUACCGCCGUGAGGCAGGGGCUCUCCUCACCGAGGCAGCCGCCCUCACCGCUGGCUCCUGAACACCUGGAUCUGUAUACAACAUUAUUACUACAUUAUUAUUACAUAUAUGAUAUUCAUUCAUACAGAUAUGUGUGAUCUUCAGGGUAUAAGUACAUUUAACUGUUGAAGUUUGGUCAAUUUAGAAUAAUUAUGAAGUUUGAUUUAAAUGUUGUUCUGUUUCCUUAGUUGCACUAGUGAAACUCAGCCAUGGCCAUAUGUGCCCUGGACAUUAUUUAGAUUGUAUCAAUAUCAAUCAAUUACUCAAGAUAUAUCUUAUCUUUAUCUCAAUUCCAAACAAUAUAAACAAUAUAUAUGGUUUACUUUUACUGUACCUCUGCUGGAUUAAGUUUGACAAUGAAAGUGUUAAUUUGUGAUAAAGAAGUGAUUUAUACAAAACUAAGUUAAACUGUAUUAAAAUGAAAGAUUUUCAUGA
This is a messenger RNA of Conger conger (European conger), 1376 nucleotides long. RefSeq lists its product as uncharacterized. The record is from RefSeq and is a predicted model, not a curated record. Bases 274 to 963 code for a protein of 229 amino acids. The transcript has 5 exons. Lineage: Eukaryota; Metazoa; Chordata; Actinopteri; Anguilliformes; Congridae.